AUGGAGCCUGGUCUCACCCAGGCCUUAACACUGACCUGGCCUUUGCAGAGUGGUGGGUAUGAUCUCAACCUCUUUACCAGCCCUCCUGACUACAACUUCCUGUGUUCCGUCUGCCAUGGGGUUCUCAAGAAGCCAAUGAGGUUGCCAUGCAGUCAUAUCUUCUGCAAAAAGUGCAUCUUCCAGUGGCUAGCCAGACAAAACACCUGUCCAUGCUGUAGACAAGAGGUGAAAAGAAGAAAGAUGGUCCAAGUGAAUAAACUCCGGAAAACCAUUGGCCGCCUACAAGUCAAGUGCAAGAAUGCUGCAGCUGGCUGCUUGGUGACAUGCCCUCUGGCUCAUCGCAAGAGUCACCAAAACUCAUGCCCCUUUGAGCUGAUGUCCUGCCCCAAUGAGGGCUGCACUGCACGGAUUCUGCGUGGGGUCCUAGAUGAACACCAGCAGCAUUGCCAGCAGGAUGGGCAGCAGCGCUGCCCGUUAGGCUGUGGAGCCACUUUGGCUGCCUCCGAGGGUGAGCAACACAACUGCUACCGUGAGCUACGUGAUGCUUGGGUACAGCGCCACGAGCGCAACCGGACCCUGCUACUGAGCCUGCUGAGGCAUGUGCGCCGGGUGAACCGCACCACCAACUUCAUCCGCCGGCAGCUGGCACAGCUGGGCGACUUCCUGGAGGAUGACUCCCUGCUUCUGAGUUCCAGGGCACAGGAAACUGAGGUUGCCCCGGAGGCUGAGAUGUGGGGUGUGCAGGGCCAAGGUGUCUUAUAA
Messenger RNA from Arvicola amphibius (Eurasian water vole), 762 nucleotides. It is a transcript of the gene Rnf151, whose product is annotated as ring finger protein 151. NCBI's taxonomy places the organism in Eukaryota, Metazoa, Chordata, Mammalia, Rodentia, Cricetidae. The record is from RefSeq and is a predicted model, not a curated record. Gene Ontology annotation, molecular function: zinc ion binding. The transcript has 3 exons. Bases 1 to 762 code for a protein of 253 amino acids.